Molecule: messenger RNA, 1914 nt
Organism: Polyodon spathula (Mississippi paddlefish)
Lineage: Eukaryota; Metazoa; Chordata; Actinopteri; Acipenseriformes; Polyodontidae
Product: piggyBac transposable element-derived protein 4-like
Exons: 1
Coding region: 1-1914 (637 amino acids)
Source: RefSeq, a predicted model, not a curated record
AUGGCGGCAAGUGAGAAGGGAGAGCUCUUUACUAUUUUAGAGACGAACACCGAGACGGAAAAAGACACUGAAUCUGAUAAGGAAUCGUUUCCUUUGAAUCUGUCUGCUGAUGUCAAGUGGUUAGAAAUCCCCUUUAAAAAGACAGUGGGGGAAGAAGACGAAUACGAAACCGCGCUAACAGAAGAACGAGCAGCAGCUGCAGCAGCCUCAGCUAACAGAGACGGCGGCUGCAGUCUCCUUCUAGGCGCUGACAGUGAUUUCAAGUAUGAGGACUUGGAUGAUUCCCAUUCGGCGAGUGGCUGCACAGAAACCACUACAAAUGACUCUGACAUUGAUUUCUCCGAUCUGGAGGAACAGCUGACCGACCUGCGCGGUCCAAUGGGUGAAUGCGACGAGGACUGUACCUCCAAAAGCUUCUGGGGAGAGCCCGACCAGCCCAUUUCAAUAGAGGAGUUCACUGCCAACACUGGCCCCCGGCACUCGCUCGGGGACGAGGCGGACAGCCGCGACUACUUCCGGCUGCUCUUCCCUGACGCGCUGUUCGAGCACAUUGUGGAGCACACCAACAAAUACGCCCUCUACAGACAGAGGAAAAGCGGGAAACUGGACCCCCACUGGCGGCCCACAGAUCUCCGGGAAAUACAAGCUUACAUUGGACUCAAUAUCUUAAUGGGAAUAAACCAGCUUCCAGAUUAUGGAAUGUACUGGGCCACUGACAUUUUCAUUGGCAAUGCAGGCUUCAAAAAGACCAUGACUGCCCGCAGGUUCGAAAAGCUGAACCAAAACAUUCACCUGUGUGACCGGGACCAGGAGCCAGCCCGCGGGCAGCCGGACUAUGACGGGCUGUACAAGAUCAGGCCCCUGCUGGACGUGGUGCAGGAGACCAUGUGGGAAGCCUAUGGGGCAAACAGGUGCCUCACUGUGGAUGAGGGGGCCAUUGCUGUCAAGGGGCGGUUCUCAGCCACGCAGUACAUGCCCUCCAAGCCAAUAAAGAAGGGUCUGAAGGUGUGGAUGCUGUGCGACUCCAAAUCGGGCUACUGCCACCGCGCCAACAUCUACGUUGGCAAGUCCAACGAGGACUCGGGCGCAGUCGGCUACAGGGUGGUGACAUCACUCGUCAGGGGCCUGGAGGGCAAGCACCACCACGUCUUCCUUGACAGCUUCUUCACUUCGGUGCCCCUGGUCCAUAAGCUGCUCGAGCUGGGGCUGUACGUGUGCGGCACCACUCAGCAGAACCGCAAGGGUUUCCCGGAUGCCCUCAAGCUGAAGAAUGUGGGCAAGCUGGCGCAGGGCGAGUUCUUCCAGUGCCAGCACGGCAACAUCCUGGCUACAGUCAUGAGGGACACCAAAGUGAUCAGCUGCCUGUCAUCCAACGCAGCGCCUGGGAUUGUGGGCAUCAGCCAAGGGAAGCAGAAGGACGGCACCAUCUACGGGGUCCCACGGCCCCUCCCUCUGCUUCUGUACCAGGAGAACAUGCGAGGCGUGGACCUCUGCGACCAGCUGCGGGAGUGCUACCUGGUGGGCCGCCCCUGCAAGAAGUGGUGGCGCUACUUCCUGUGGUUCUACCUUAACAUCUGCAUUGUCAACGCCUUCAUCAUCCUGAGGGAGAGCCGGAAGGGCAACCCGCCACCCGGCUUCAGCGGGAAACAGUUCACUCAGCGGCACUUCAGGAUCCGGCUGGCACAGCUGCUCAUCGGAGACUACCAGGGCACCAGGGGCGUGGAGCGGGCGUCCCGGAAGAGGCACUCUGAUUCGCCCGUGGAGUAUGGGCACCGUCUGGAGCGCAUGUCAGAGCGAUCUAGGAGGUGCCGGAACUGCACCAACAAAGGGCUCCGCCACGAAAGCGUUUUUGGGUGCAAGAUUUGCAAUGUCCAUCUCUGCAGAGGAGGCUGCUUUGCAGAGUUUCAUAAAUGA